Blastomyces dermatitidis ER-3 is the source of this 3418-nucleotide messenger RNA. RefSeq names its product transcription initiation factor IIF subunit alpha. The coding region runs from base 388 to 2574 and encodes 728 amino acids. The record is from RefSeq and is a predicted model, not a curated record. Lineage: Eukaryota; Fungi; Ascomycota; Eurotiomycetes; Onygenales; Ajellomycetaceae. Gene Ontology annotation, molecular function: RNA polymerase II general transcription initiation factor activity; DNA binding; TFIIF-class transcription factor complex binding. Gene Ontology annotation, cellular component: transcription factor TFIIF complex; nucleus. The transcript is spliced from 3 exons. Gene Ontology annotation, biological process: positive regulation of transcription elongation by RNA polymerase II; transcription initiation at RNA polymerase II promoter.
GGUCACAUGACCUGCCCUCUGAUCUGAUAUCAAACCCGCGUCUGUUUUCAGCUCAUUCAUUGCCGAACAUCUUUCAUAUCCCACCAAGAUUAACUAUAAUUGUUGGUGUUUGCCUCUUGUUGUUGUGUCGAUACAAAAUCUGUCCUCGUUAGUAUACCGUCGUUGUCAGGACUGUUAGUUAACUCAUAGAGCUUGUUUCUCGCGGCUUCGCUCAUACCAAGCAUCACGUAACUUGCAGCUUCCCGCCUAGAAGCAGCAAACCCGAAACCCUGAACUUUGCUCCCAUGGGAUUCACUACCGACGAUUCCUUUUGAAUUCACAUGCGCCCUUCCUUCAGCAGUACCCAUUCUCGAUAAUACCUUAUUCGCGACACGGAAUCUCAAAACAAUGAGCUCAACGCCACCCAAUCCGCCUCCGCCGGGGCGAGCUCCUCCCGGCCAACCUGGGCCGCCGAUGAGAAUCCGCCGUCCCAAGGUAGACCCGUUGGUUCGACCUAAGCAGAAACGGACCCCACGACCGCAAGGACAAGGACAGCCCGGAGCAGGGCCAGUCACGAAUGGCAGAGUAGGAUCUCCAAAGCCACGACCUCCGCAAGCCGCGCCCAGACCUGCACCAGCCAAACCUGCUAUUCCCAGCGCGGACGACUUAACAGUAAACGGAUUCAGCGGACCGUUACUCUCCGAGACAUACGUCGAUUAUCCGUUGAUUACUACUAAGCGCGCAUGGAGAGAGGGAUUGAAACACCACGUUGCAAAGUUUGCCUCGAAGAAGAACAUAGAUCCAAGAGAUGAAUCCAGUUUCACACGGCCGGUUAGAUUGCAGCGACGCGAUCCUCGAGCUUCGAAUACUGGUCCUGCGGUGGAGAGGGAUGACCAGCACCCUCGGAGGCACGGCGAGCUCAACGAAGCUGAGCGGGAGGAAUUGGAGGCAAAGAAGGCCGCUAGAGAGAAGGAACGGGCGGAAAACUUGGCACAAAUUGCCCCGUCAGCUUCUGUUACGCAGAAAAAGACUAACGCGCCGAAGCCGCGGACCCAGCAGGUGUUCAAGUCUGAGAUGACGCCGGCAGAAAUUGCGAAAGCGCGGAUCAAGUACGAGGAGGCGCUACCCUGGCAUCUUGACGAUUUCGAUAAUAAAGGCACUUGGGUUGGGAACUAUGAAGCCGCCAUGUCGGGAACGUAUGCGAUGUUCGUGCUUCAAAAUGACGGAAAGAUGCGAAUGGUUCCCCUCGACAGGUGGUACAAAUUUACAACGAAGACGCCCUUCAAGACUCUAACUAUUGAAGAAGCGGAGAAGUUUAUGGCGAAGAAGGCUAAGGAUCCCCGGUGGGUCAUGGAGAAGGAGCAGGAUAGAGCCCAGAAGAAAGCGCUGGAGGACUAUGCGAGACAAAGUAGACUCUUUACUGGUAGGAGAGAAGGAUUUUCGGGAGUUAGCGAAGGCUUUGAAGGAGAUGACCUGGAUUUUGAGGAAGACAGGUUCGCCGAUGAUGAAGAACAUGUAGGCAUUCUUGACGAUGAUGAAGAUGCCAAGGUAGCUGAAAAGAGAAUAAAAGAAGACCAGCUUAAGGCGAACAUCUUCGACCUCAAAGAUGAGCAUAUGUACGAUCAAGAAGAGAAUCAGGAGAAAAAGGAGAAGGAGGCCCUCAAGAAUUUCGGCAAGCAUGUUCGGAAAGCUCUUCAACGAAGAGAGAAGAAUUUCGACUACAGCAGUGGCUCAGACGCCAAUCCAUAUUCUGAUGAGAGCUCGGAUGAUUCCGAGACAGAGCGAUUAAAGGAAGAACAACAAAAGCUAGAAGAGGAACGCGCCAAGAAAGAAAAGGGCAAAGAAUCCGACAAGAACUCCGGAAUAUCAUCAAAGGGCACAAAUACCCCCUCCGGGCGCUCCAAACACACAGACCCUCUCAACAAGAAAGCCGCAUCCCGCGCCGCUCGAAAACGACCCGGCUCCCCCAACCUCUCCGACGCCAGUGGCACAGAUACCUCCCGCAAAAAGCCCAAGAGCAAACACGCCGAUGCCGAGCCCGGCUCGCGGCCCAUGUCCCCAGGCCCCUCUGGCCAUCGCAAGCCAGGAGUACCAGCAGACCAAGCCGGCAAGAAACGUAGCCGAAACGGACCAGCUGGGUCUGGAUCUGGCAGCGAUGGUGAACGCGGUAUAGGCUCUGCUGCUGAAAUGAGCGAUUCGACCGCUGCUGGCGCUAAGAAGCGCAAGCCCAACCAGCCAGGGGUCAUGUCGAGGACGGGGACACCGCGGGGUUCGCGUGCGGGGAGUCCUGCGGGUCUUGUACCUCCGCGCACAGGACCUGGCUCUGGAGUUAAUUCACCAGCCCCACCAACCCGCACCUCCACGCCCGGCCUAUCAUCAUCAGCAAACCUCACCUUCCCCACCGCGUCGGAAAUUCACUCCGCCAUCCCGCCUACGGGCAUCGCCAGCGCCGAGCUACUAAAGAUCUUUCGCCCGCGCAUCGGCGAUUCGAAGGAAAAUCAUCGCAAGUUCAUCGCGAUUGUGCGGGAUGUGAGUAUUUAUGGGAAGGAGGAUAAGUUGUUGAGGCCUGGGGUUUUGAAGGAGGGGUCGGUGUGAUGAAUUUUUUUUUUCUCUUUCUCUUCUCUUCUCUCUGCUGGUUUCUUUAAAUUUAGUUUGUAUGUUUUUUUUUUUCCCCCUGUUUCUUCAAAAUUUAUGCUCUGUUCAUGGGUGGGUGCAAGCGUCUGGGUUUUUUUGACAUUGUUUGAUUUUGACGGAUCGUGAUCGUAAGCCCUUAAAGGGAUGGAGAUAUACAAAUAGAAAGCAGGAGAUUAAUACAAGGCAACGGGAAGGGAAAUGCUCCAGAGAAAAGAUAAGGGGGGUGGCCUGGCCUUUAUUUAGAGCUUGUCAUAUAUGCCCCUUUCAUAUCAUGAUUUUGUCAUUAUGGGUUUUACUUUGAAUUCCAGGACAGAUGGCUGGAGAUUGGCGAUUUCGGACAAUUAUAUCUUAAAUUUUAUCAGAGUUAUGGUUAUAUGUAUGGGCGGUUUCCCUUCCUGCCAUUCACGUUUCGUUGAGAAACUGAGCUAUCUUCCGGUCCGUUUUAAAAUCGGAUUAGUUAGAUAUGAAUUGUAUGACAAAAGAAGGUUGACUGGGUUUCCAACUACUCCGUACCUAUCUACGCAGUAAAUCUAUUCCAUCUAUCUAAUCCACAGCUAGCAAAACGGUAAUCACAAAAAGAGAAGAGGGCACUGUGUAAAAUGAAAACAAUCAAACUCAAAAAUAAUCAUAACAUAAAAAACCGUUAGGAAGAGUAUUAAGUAUUGGGAAUAAGAACCAAAUAAACAACCAUUGCAACUGAAACAUUCAUAAACACAAAAAAAAACAUGAGAAAAGGGAAAAAAAAAUUAAAUAAACGCCAACAUAUUUUCCACGUCUUCCGUGCCAAUUUCCCUGUCCAUAUGCA